GUCGCCACACGGCCCACACUCCUCUGCUCUCCACGGCUCUGCUCCACCGCCGCCCCCGCCGCCAACCGCCCAGCUCAGUCCAAGCCUCCUUCCUCUGUCUUCGAUAUCUCCUUCUUCGCUCUACACUUUGUCGCGAAAUAGACGACCACAGCUCCUCCUGAGCUGCCGGAAGCCUCAAUUGUCUCCCCCAUCACAAAGCAGUUGAUACAACUCUUGGUUGCUGCUUGUGUGAGCCGUAAUUUCAGUUUCAAAUAUGGGGAAACAACGGUUUACCAGAAAGACAGGUGGAAAGAGACGAAAAAAUCAAGAGCCCUUUCGGAAGAACAAGCGCCGUGCCAAAGAUGAAAAAAUUGAAGAAAGUCCAUUGUCAAGUGCUUCAGAUGAUUCAUCGGAUGAGAACAUAGAGGAAGAAUCAGGAAUUUCGGAUGAAAAAGAAGAAAUAGUGAGUUAUAGAGAGCCCACAAUGUAUGAAAACCUGUUGCGGUCAUUGAGGCAAAAAGAAGCGGUUUCAACUAACUCAGAAGACGAAUUAGAUGAUGAUCUGGAAUCAGGUGAUGGAUCUGGAGAAGAGUGUGAAAGCGAGUCUUCGGGACCUAGUGAUGUCGGAGAUGACCACCGAGAAUCUGAUUUGGGAGUUGAUGCUGAUUCUGAGGCCUCAGAUACAGAUGAAGAAUAUGAUGUGAGAGUAAAUGAUCAGCCUGUUGAGGAGCCAUCAAUAAACACAAGCACUUUUCACAAUCAUUUGAACUACAAGCUAUCUAAAGAAGAGGCUAACAAGCUUUUGGAAAAGAAAUUGAACUACAAAUGGGAGUCAGAGGCGUCAAAUUGCAAGUGGAGGGGUACAGGUGAAUGCUUUUUGAAGGAAGUAGAUGCAAGUUCUGGUCUCAAACCAAUAAUGUAUAAGCAUUGGUUGGACAUUUAUAAGGAGUCUGGCAGCCAAGAUUUUCAUUCAUCCAGGCAGAGAUCGUUCUUCUCAAUUUGCAACAGCUAUCGAGAUAUAUUGCAUCAUAACAAGAAGCCAUUUUAUCUCAAAGGCCGUGAAGAGGAUGCUAGCAUCAUGGAUGCAUAUAUUGCGCACUCACUCAAUCAUGUAUUCAUGACUAGGGACCUUGUGAAGAAGAAUGAAGCAAAACUAGCUAAGCUAGAAGGGAAAGGUGAAGCUAUGAAUAAUGAAGCUUUUCUUGACCAUGGGUUUACUCGUCCUAAGGUUUUGAUUCUUCUGCCACUUGCAAGCAUUGCACUUCGAGUAGUUCAGAGGUUGAUCGAGUUAACACCUCCAAAGUACAAGACUAACAUAGAGGAGCGUGAACGCUUUUUUCGAGAGUUUGGAAGUGCGGCAACUGAAGAUGACAAUGACGAUGGAAAGACCUCUAAACCUUCUGACUACAAAGCAUUGUUUGGAGGGAAUAACAAUGACCAUUUCAUGUUUGGUAUUAAGUUUACCAGGAGGAGUAUACGAUUAUAUGGUGACUUCUAUUCUUCAGAUAUGAUUAUUGCGUCUCCUCUUGGUUUAGUCACUAAAAUUGGGGAAGCUGAAGUAAAUAAAGAGAAAGAUGUCGAUUAUCUUUCUUCUAUAGAGAUUCUAAUUAUUGAUCAUGCAGAUAUCAUAUUAAUGCAGAAUUGGUCACAUGUGAACACGGUAGUCAAGCAAUUGAACCAGAUACCUUCUCAGCAGCGUGGAACGGAUAUUAUGCGCAUAAGACAAUGGUACUUAGAUGGACAAGCACCAUUCUACAGACAAACAAUGAUUUUUAGUUCACAUGUAAACCCAGAUAUCAAUGCUUUAUUCAACCACCAUUGCCUCAACUAUGAGGGAAAGGUUAAAGUGGUAUGUGACAAUAAAGGUGUUCUACCAAAAGUAGUGCUUCAAAUACGCCAGGUUUAUGAACGUUUCGAUACUAAGACAAUAGAAGAUGCAGAUGAAUCUCGUUUUGAAUAUUUUACUAAACAGGUGUAUCCUAAGAUAAAAGAUUCAAUACAGGGUGGCACCAUGAUAUUCAUUAGUUCUUACUUUGAUUUUGUCCGGUUAAGAAAUUUCCUGAAGUCACAGGAGGCGUCGUUUUGUAUGCUGGGAGAGUACACAAAACAAAGUGAUAUCUCUCGCGCAAGAGUUUGGUUCUUUAAUGGAAAUCGGAAAAUCAUGCUCUACACUGAGAGAGCUCACUUCUAUCACAGAUACAAGAUUCGUGGCAUUCAAAACCUGAUCAUCUAUUCGCUGCCAGAGAGGAAAGAAAUUUACCCUGAGAUUGCUAAUAUGCUACAAGGCACGACUUGCACAGUUUUGUUUUCUCGCUUUGACCUCCUCCGGCUUGAAAGAAUCGUCGGUUCUGCUGCUGCAAAACGGAUGGUAUCCUCAGACCAAGGCAUGUUCAUCUUUGCUUAAAAUUAGAUCAACAGUUGAUGCAUGGAUCCCAGGAAGCUUGAGAGCAGUAGUUGCAUGAAUUCCUUGCUCCAAAAUUUUGUACCUCACAAGUUUUUCUUUCAAAAUUUUUGGGAAAGACUUCACUGAAUCAAUCCAAUUGUCAUUUAUUUUGCUUUCUAGUCAUAGAUAGGAACAACUUGUGUACCCAAUGUAUUCAAUCUUUAGAUUGUUGUGUUUAUUAUAAACAAUAAUUAAAAUUUGAUUCUGACUUC
Ipomoea nil (Japanese morning glory) is the source of this 2634-nucleotide messenger RNA. Its product is annotated as digestive organ expansion factor homolog. Gene Ontology annotation, molecular function: rRNA binding; U3 snoRNA binding. NCBI's taxonomy places the organism in Eukaryota, Viridiplantae, Streptophyta, Magnoliopsida, Solanales, Convolvulaceae. The coding region runs from base 254 to 2383 and encodes 709 amino acids. The record is from RefSeq and is a predicted model, not a curated record. Gene Ontology annotation, biological process: maturation of SSU-rRNA from tricistronic rRNA transcript (SSU-rRNA, 5.8S rRNA, LSU-rRNA). The transcript is spliced from 26 exons. Gene Ontology annotation, cellular component: nucleolus; small-subunit processome.